This is a messenger RNA of Babesia bovis T2Bo, 1363 nucleotides long. RefSeq names its product Papain cysteine protease family protein. The transcript has a single exon. Bases 17 to 1324 code for a protein of 435 amino acids. The record is from RefSeq and is a predicted model, not a curated record. NCBI's taxonomy places the organism in Eukaryota, Apicomplexa, Aconoidasida, Piroplasmida, Babesiidae. Gene Ontology annotation, molecular function: cysteine-type endopeptidase activity. Gene Ontology annotation, cellular component: lysosome.
GUUGCUCCAGGAUCAUAUGGAUGUUUACGAGCCCAUUGGGGAUGAUUUGCCGGAACGUGAGAAUAGGUUAAAGCUACAGGAUUUAUACCAACGUUUCUGUGCAUUCCUUCGUAGAGGAAGUGCUUUUGUACAUCUAUGUACAGCAGCUGCUGUAUUUCUGUUUGCAUUCGGUAUAUUCGCGGUUAUUGGUAAAUCUAGUGGCCCUAGUGACUGGGAGAUUGCUAUUCGCAAUGAGCUUUUACAUCGCAACUUUGAGAAUCACGCUACUGUUCUGGGUGAGUACUCCGAGGACCCGGCUGCCAUAAUCGUUGAGGCACUCAAACGUGACCAGGUACUGAUUGGUGCUUCCACUGCAGUAGAGCUCUAUAUCCAAUUCAAUGACUUUAACCGUGACUUCAAACGCCAUGAUAAUAGCAUAUCUGAGAAAAUCGAACGUUUUGCUACAUUCUACCGGAAUGUUACACGGAUCCGGGAGUUCAAUAUGAAUGUCCACAAAACAUAUACUAUGAAAAUCAAUCAAUUUGCGGACAUGACACCUGAACAGUUCAUGUCACUCCAGGGUACCCGAGCGUCAAAGAUACGAGUUAGUAAAGGGAUACCCGAUUCACAAGUGGCGGCUGUGGGUAACCAAAAAGGACCUAAUUUGAAAUCUGAGGUUAGGCAAACUGGGAAUCGAUUUGCCGACAUAUCACCGGAGGACUUCAUUGAUCUACGUAAAGACAAUUACAUGACCCCUGUUAAAGACCAGGGUAAUUGCGGAUCAUGCUGGGCAUUCUCUCUCAUUGGUGUCGCCGAGCCGUUUUUUAAACACAAGCGGGACAUUGACGUUGUGCUAAGUGAACAGAAUCUAGUGGACUGUGUGAAGGAGUGCCAUGGAUGUGAUUAUGGCAAUUCCUACUUUGCCUACGAAUACAUACGUGACCAUGGUGUAUACCGGUUGGCAUCAUAUCCAUACACCGCCAAGAGCGGACCCUGUGUGGAACCGUUGAACGAACCCAGGUUAACUAUAUCACGGUUUGGCCUAUCGGAAAACCCGGAUUUACCACAAUUAUUAAAGCAGUAUGGACCCCUAACUGUAUACGUAGCUGUUAACGUAGAUUGGCAGUUCUACAGUUCGGGUAUCCUUGACAGCUGCGCUGAUGAAAUAAAUCACGCAGUGGUACUUGCAGGGGUAGGUCAAGAUGAUGACGGACCCUUCUGGCUAAUUAAAAACUCCUGGGGAACCUCUUGGGGCGAGGAAGGCUAUGUUAGACUCGCGCGUGGAAGCAGCGCUUUUGACAACGAGUGUGGCCUGGCCCACAUGGCCCUGUAUGCGAGCGCCUAGGCUCGUUGAGUCAGCCUGACGCACGUUGUACGUGCGUAU